This is a messenger RNA of Pygoscelis adeliae (Adelie penguin), 5626 nucleotides long. Its product is annotated as fer-1-like protein 4. Bases 1 to 5406 code for a protein of 1801 amino acids. Gene Ontology annotation, biological process: plasma membrane organization. Lineage: Eukaryota; Metazoa; Chordata; Aves; Sphenisciformes; Spheniscidae. The transcript is spliced from 41 exons. The record is from RefSeq and is a predicted model, not a curated record.
AUGGUGUGCGUGGAUGCAGGCUUCACUCAGAAGACGAGGAAGAUUCGCUGCGGCCCGGAGGCCGUCUUCGGGGAGCUCUUUCGCUGGCCUCACUAUGGAAAGCUUGUCAUGGGAGAGAUGCUGUCCAUUAAAGUUUACAACUGCAGCAAGGUUUUCAGUAACAGGCUUCUUGGUACCCUUGUCCUCAGCCUUCAGCACCUGAUGACGUCUGGGAGACUGAUCCUCCGGGAGGCCCUUGUCGACAUGAACCACAGAGUCACUGGUAUCUACAUUGAGUUGGAUUUGCGCUACCAGCCUCCAAAUGGCUCAGCUGGGACCUGGGUUGAAGAGGACUUUGUCUAUCAGAUGAAAGACAGUUCGGAGUUAAUCAUCCGCAAUCCUGGAUUUGAGGAGCUGGAGGCAGCUGAAGGGCCGAGAGCGAGUGAACUGGACAGGAGGGCUGCCACGCUGGGCAGGAAGCUGGCAAAAGGCCUGGAGACUGAUGAGGAAGAGGAAGAUGAGGAAGAAGAUUUCUACGACUUGUCCGAGAUGGAGGUCUCGGGCAUUGUCUUCAGCCCUGUGAAGAGCCGCUCCAGACUUUGCUCCGCACAGGACCUCUUUGCCACCCCAAUCCCGCAGAGCUUCCAGGUUGGGAUUAAUAUCAUUGAAGCGCAGAAGCUGGUGGGUGUGAACAUUAACCCCUUUGUGGUAGUCAAGGUUGGAGAGGAGAAGCGGCACACGGCGACGCAGAAGUCAACAAACUGCCCCUUCUACAAUGAAUAUUUUUUGUUUGAAUUCCAUGAGCCAAGGGACAUUUUAUUCCACAGACUCAUAGAGAUCUCAGUUUUUCACUCAAAGAAGAUACCAUUCCUGGGAACGUGCAUAGGAACGUUCAAGAUGGAUGUUGUGACGGUGUACAGCCAGCCAGAUCACAGGUUUUUCCAGAAGUGGGCUGUUAUCAGUGACCCCAUGGACACGCGGGCAGGCGUGAAAGGCUUUGUGAAGUGCAACAUCUCUGUCACUGCACGUGGGGAAGUUGUGGGCUCCCUUCCCACCUCCUCCAGCAGCCAGGAUGAGGACAUUGAAAGGAACCUGCUCCUGCCUAAGAGAGUCCCUGCAGAAAGACCCUGGGCCAGGGUCUGCGUCAAGCUGUAUCGUGCUGAGGGCCUGCCCAGCAUGAGCGCAGGCAUCAUGGGUGGUUUCUCCAAGAUCAUAGGGGAGAAAAAAGUCUUUAUUGACCCAUACGUGCAGGUCUCGUUCUGCGGGCAGCAGGGGGAAACAUCGGUGGAGACGAACACCACUGACCCUGAGUGGAACGAGCAGAUCAGCUUCAUCGAGAUGUUCCCACCUCUGGCCAGGAAGAUAAAAGUCCAGGUGUUGGAUGAUGCCAAUGUUGGUGAUGUGGCCAUCGCUACACACUACAUUGAUCUGCAGCAGAUCUCGGACUCUGGCAGGAAUGGCUUUAACCCCACAUUUGGCCCAGCCUGGGUGAACCUGUAUGGCUCCCCCCAGAACUCGGCUCUGCGGGACAUCCACAAGGACCUCAACGAGGGCAUGGGUGAGGGGAUCUUCUACCGUGGGCGCAUCCUUAUGGCCAUCACGGUGGAGAUCUUCAGCAGCCCCAGCGUGGCAGAGAGGAAGCUUGGGGACAAGACGAAAGGUGCCCUAAGCAAACUGAAGUUGAAGAAGAAAAGUAAGAAAUCCAAGGAGAAAGCCAAAGAACUGAGCCAGCUGCAGGGAGAGGAGGCUGGGGGCUCUCAGGAGACCGAGCAGCCCGGGGAGGUCACUGUGGAGGUGGAAGAGCUUCAUCCACUCCCCGAGAAUGCAUUGGGGAGGAAGGAGGAAUUCCUCCUCUUCGCUGCCUUCUUUGAAGCCACUAUGAUGGACUCCUCUCUCAGCUCCAAGCCCGUCAGCUUUGAAGUCUCUAUAGGAAACUAUGGCAAAGCUGAAGAGGUUGUGACCAAAGUAUGGAGAAAAAAGGAAAAGGGAGAAGUGAAAGAAGAAAAGCAGCCUUUGCUGGACCCUGGUUCAGAUGGUGAGCUGGAUGUUGAAGUCCUGGCCCCAGCUUCAGCAGCACUGAACAAGUCGGUGACAAACAGCCAGAGACCAGAGCCCAUGGAGUAUGACAGGUCAUACAGCUGCCUGCCCAUGAUGCAUGAGAAACCCUGCGUGUACGUGUGGAGCUACUGGGAGGAUCACACCUGGAGACUCUGCAUUUCCAACUGGAUUGUCAAGCUGGCAGAGCGCCUGGAGCAGGGGCUGGAUGACGUGGAGAAGCUCAUGAGAAGGCCAAAGACUAAAGCAGAAGAGCGGCUCAGAGAGGUGCUGGAGGAAUUUGUAGCUGGUUGCAGGCAAUAUUUACUCAGCACAGAGAGAAAAACAAUGGCACAUCCAAACAACCUUGACAGAUGUCGGAUGAAAUACCUGAUGCGCAAUAUCAUCCUGUAUGCAAAGCAGGGGCUUCGCAUGAGGCGUCGGCUGACUCGAGCCAACGUCAAGGAGAAGGUUAAGGAGACAAGGAGGGUCCUGACAAAGCUACGCUUCAUGGCUAAAGAGGGUUCCCCUGAGUUCCUCGGCCAGGCCUUUGCUGUCCCACAGGUGAAGCUGGUCGAUGAGCCGUACACCAAACCUGCCCUUCAGUUCUUCGAUUUCUACAAAGGCAGCAAAGCAGUGGGAGAGCUCAUUGCCACUUUUGAGCUGAUGGAGCUGGACUACAGUGGCUAUUUGGAGCCAUCAGUGCCUGAGGACGUGGAGCCCAAGGAGCCUGACUACCUGGGAGAUCCCCAUGCUGGACGGUUCAUCAUCCCUGAGGGCAUCCGCCCAGUGCUGAAGGAGUUUCGCAUAGAGAUCCUGUUCUGGGGCCUGCGGGACCUGAAGCGGGUGAACUUGUUCGAGGUGGAUCAGCCCCAGGUGAUCAUUGAAUGUGCUGGCAAGAAGGUGGAGUCAGAGGUGAUCAUGGCCUACAAAGAGAACCCCAACUUCACUGAGCUGGUCAAAUACAUGGACGUGGACCUCCCAGAGCAGGUCUAUCUGCACCCUCCCCUCAGCAUCUUCGUGGUGGAAAAGCGGGCGUUUGGACGCACUGUACUGGUGGGUACCCACGUUGUGUCUGACGUGAUGAAAUUCUCUCCCAGAGAGCUGGAGGAGGACCCAGAAGACGUGCCCAAAGCUCAGAAAGUCUCAUCCCAGCGUCUUCCCUCUCAGACUGUGGUAAACAUUGGCCCUGCAGCUGGUGACCCAGGUCUCAGCACUCACCCCCUGAGUCUUGUGAAGGCUCCUUUGAAGAAAAUUCCUAUCAAUAAGCUUGUAAAGAAAGAGGAUGAAUAUGAAGAGGAAAAACCGGAGCUGGAAGAACUGGAUUGGUGGUCCAAGUACUAUGAGUCCCUGAAGGAGCUGUAUAACCAGACACGCAGUGAUGAGGAAGAUGCUGAGAAUGAUGACCUGAAUGAUACAGAUGGAGGGAAUUUAAAUGCAUCCUCCAUUGACAUGGAAGCAGAAGAUGAGGCAGUAAUUGAAGCUGAACCUGCUCGACCCAAGAGGAAGCUCAUCGCCACCCUUCAGAUCUACAACUCUGAGCUGGAAAAUGAGUUUGAUAAUUUUGAAGACUGGCUGUGUAUUUUCCCCCUUCAUCGUGGCAAAGCAAAUGAGGAUGAAGAUGGAAAGGAGGAUGAACAUUUUGUGGGGAAGUACAAGGGCUCCUUCUAUGUCUACCCCACUGAGGAAGCUGGCACAGAGCCCAGGGUCUCCGAGGGCAUUCCAAGGAACAGACCCAUCAAGGUUCUUGUAAGAGUUUACAUCGUUAAGGCUACGAACCUGUCUCCAGCAGACCCCAAUGGCAAGGCAGACCCCUACGUGGUGGUGACUGUGGGGCAGGAGCAGAAGGACACAAAGGAGCGAUACAUCCCAAAGCAGCUCAAUCCUGUGUUUGGAGAAGUUGUGGAGCUGACAGUCUCCUUUCCCAUGGAAUCAGAACUCACUGUGGCAAUAUUCGACCAUGAUUUGGUUGGGUCUGAUGAUCUGAUUGGGGAGACCAAGAUUGACUUGGAGAAUAGAUUCUACAGCAAGCACAGGGCCAACUGUGGAGUGGCGUCUCAGUAUGACAUAAAUGGCUACAACAUGUGGCGAGACGCUUUCAAGCCCACACAGAUCUUGGAUAGUUUAUGCAAGAAAAACUCGCUCCCUGCAGCAGAGUACAGACGGGAGGAGGUCAAAAUGGACAAUAAGAUAUUCAAGGUCCCUCCAGAGGCUUUUCCUGAAGAGGCCUCUGUGAGGAACAAGAGAAGAGUGGCAGAUGAGAACUGGUCAGUGGAUGAUGAACAUAAGGCUUUGUACGUCCUGCAGCACUGGGAAGAAAUGCCAGGAUAUGGGUACAAGCUGGUACCAGAGCAUGUGGAGAUCCGGUCCCUGUACAACCCCGAGAACCCUGGGCUUGUGCAGGGCUCCUUGCACAUGUGGAUUGACAUGUUUCCAAAUGACGUCCCUGCACCGCCGCCGGUCAAUAUCAAGCCACGACUGCCUGUCAGCUAUGAACUGCGUGUGAUUAUCUGGAACACGGAUGACGUGAUCCUUGAUGAUGUGAACCCAGUAACAGGAGAGCCUUCCAGUGACAUCUACGUGAAAAGCUGGAUAAAGGGUCUUGAUCACGACAAGCAGGAGACGGAUGUUCACUUUAAUUCCUUGACCGGGGAGGGCAAUUUCAACUGGAGGUUCAUCUUCCGUUUCAAUUAUCUCCCGACCGAGAAGGAGAUCACCUACAAGAAGAAGGACUCUGUCUUCUCCGUGGAGGAAUCAGAGUUUCGGGAACCAGCUGUUCUGGUCCUCCAGGUCUGGGAUUACGACAGGAUUUCAGCUAAUGACUUUCUAGGCUCCAUCGAGCUGAAGCUGCAUGACAUGGUGCGGGCAGCCAAGAGCUCAGAGCAUUGCACCAUCAAGAUGGCCAAGGAGAAUGCAACACCUCGCUUCUCCAUCUUCCGAAACAAGCGCAUGAGGGGCUGGUGGCCCUUCAUCAAACUCAAAGAUCAAGAAGAUGAGGAGAGAGAGGAGAGGGAGGACAAGCAGAAGAAGAAGAAAAAGAAGUGGAGCAGCUCAGUCAAACCAGAGGAUGUGGAGUUCACAGACCCCAGUGGGAACAAAUAUCUCCUGACGGGUAAGGUGGAAGCAGAGUUCCAGCUGCUGACUGUGGAGGAGGCUGAGAAAAGUCCUGUCGGUUUGGGCCGAAAAGAGCCUGAACCCCUGGAAAAGCCCAACCGGCCAAAAACUUCUUUCAACUGGUUUGUGAAUCCCAUGAAGACCUUUGUGUUCUUUAUCUGGAAACGGUACAAGAAAUACAUCGUUGUGCUGUUCGUCGUAGCUGUUCUGACCAUCUUCCUGGUUCUUUUGAUCUACACCAUGCCUGGAUACAUCAGCGAGAAGAUCAUCAAUGGAUAAAUGCUCUCCAGCACAGGACUACUCAAAGACAGGGGUGAUUAUUGCAGGAAUCAAGACUGGACCAGAAAGUUUAAGGAAAUCCUGCAGGUGCAGAGUCCAUCUUCAGAGUGAGAGACCUGCAGAAGUGGCCUCACUUUGGGGAGUCAUGUUUCAUGCUAAGUACCCAUAAGGUGCUAAGAAACCAAGUAACCAACCUACUAAAUAAGGCAAACUCGUUGAA